This is a messenger RNA of Microsporum canis CBS 113480, 312 nucleotides long. RefSeq lists its product as uncharacterized. The record is from RefSeq and is a predicted model, not a curated record. Bases 1 to 312 code for a protein of 103 amino acids. The transcript has a single exon. NCBI's taxonomy places the organism in Eukaryota, Fungi, Ascomycota, Eurotiomycetes, Onygenales, Arthrodermataceae.
AUGGCAUACACGCAAAUGUACACGCUUGCUAGUGGGCAAACAAACGUCCUGCCCACGAUCGGUUCCCUCGCCGAAUCAGUCAACAGAACCGAGGACACCUUCAUCGACUACCUUUGCUCUACCCCGGAGGCGGAGUCGAUACGAGCCACUCUCGGCGAAGUGGCAUACCAACAAUUUGUCGAACAACAUCUCGCUACCCAACAGGCGAGAAAGGCCAGAAAGGCCGAAAUCAGCAGGGAGCUGGCCUCAAAAAGGUCCACGAUCCAGCGAUGGUUCACGAAGAUCAGACAUGCAUACACGGAGACCUACUGA